AUGACUUCCCAGCUUGAAGAUGGGGUGGACUCCCAAUCUACUAUAACUGAAAAAGAAUUAAGAAACUUAAUAAAAGAAGCAAAUGAAAUUUUAAAUUUAUUCGAAACAAAUCACCAAACUGAUUUAGCUACACAUUUAUAUUCUACAUUCCUAUUAAAAAAUCUAUUAAGAAGAUCUAAUAGGAAAAAAUAUCCUCAAGAAAUUGAUGCUUAUAUUAAGUCUAAUAUUAAAGAUAGCUGGACUUCUUGGCCCAAUAAGAAAAAUAUCAUCGACCCAAUGACUGAUUCUGUUUAUCAAGAUCAUCUGUUAGUAGAAAGACCAUUUAAGAAUGCAUUCCUAAAACCAAAUAUACAAGAUAUCAAAUCUACUAACUCCUCUUCAGAUGAGCAGCUUCCUAUGAAACAUGUUUCUGUAGAGGCGUUAGAACAUGGAAAAGAUAUGUUAGCAUUAGAAUUAAAUUCAUGGUGGCAGAAAUUGAUACUGAAAAAUUCUAGCAAGCAUAUCACAUCUCCUGAUAUAAAUCUCUUGAAUAUCCCUGAUGAUAUUAACUCUAGGAUAUUCGAUAAAUUGGACAAAUUAUUUGAGAAUUUGAACAAUAAUUUUGUUAUAUCUAGGAAAAAAAACUCUUAUGAGAAUCCAGUACGACAAUAUUUGGAUAAGUUGAAUACUCUAGAUGUUAUUCAAAACAAUACCCUAAAGAAAAUAGAAAAUGAUUAUCUUAGAAAAAGUUCACUGGGGAAAUCGUUAUCAUAUGCCAAUAAUGCUCCAAUGAAUAUUACUUUUCAAGAUAUAAUUAAUAUGGGUUGUCAAAUGAACGAAGAUAUGACUAAUAUUUAUAAGAAAUCUUUAAAAUUAUAUCAAGAUUUACCAAUUGAAUUUAAAAAAAACCAUUUAAACUAUCAAAGACGGUUUUAA
Molecule: messenger RNA, 915 nt
Organism: Henningerozyma blattae CBS 6284
Lineage: Eukaryota; Fungi; Ascomycota; Saccharomycetes; Saccharomycetales; Saccharomycetaceae
Gene: RRN9
Product: Rrn9p
Exons: 1
Coding region: 1-915 (304 amino acids)
Source: RefSeq, a predicted model, not a curated record